Microthlaspi erraticum is the source of this 1026-nucleotide messenger RNA. Lineage: Eukaryota; Viridiplantae; Streptophyta; Magnoliopsida; Brassicales; Brassicaceae. The record is from the annotation of a GenBank genome assembly.
AUGGAAAGCAAAAGCUCUGGUGAAAGUUUGAGAAAUGAAGACAGGAUAAGUCAGUUGCCCGAUGCUUUGCUUCUGUUGAUAUUGUCUUCAAUUCCAACAAAAGAUGUCCUAGCCACCAGUGUUUUGUCUAAACAGUGGAGGUCUCUUUGGAAGAUGGUGCCUAAGCUCAAAUUUACUUUCUCUAUAAGAAAUGGUGACAAGGAGAUUGAUCUUCAGAGAUUUUCAGAUAAUGUUUGCAGCUCUAUGCUUUCACUCCAGGCUCCGGUUCUACAGAGUUUGCAUCUGCAAGUUAUUGCUAAGAAAAGUGGUACUAUUGAUUUUGGAGUGUUAGUUGGAAUUGCAUUUGGACAUCAUGUGCGUGAGUUGGUACUCACAGUUGAGUUUAGCCAAGGGUCGUUCAGAUUUCCUAUAAACUUGUAUAAAUGUGAGAUGCUAGAGACCUUGAAACUUCGUGGCUGCGGUAGUUCCAUUAUUCUUGAUGUACCUUCUCCAAAGCUAACCAUACAAUCUGGCUAUGGUGAUGGUGCGGACUACGUGAUAAAUGCUCCUUCUUUGAAGUACUUGAAUAUUGAAGCGAGUCAUCAUUACGGAUCUUUUCUAAUUGAGAAUGCACCUCAGCUAGUGGAGGCAUAUAUAUUCAGCAGUAACGUAAUUAUGGGAUCACUCACUUCACUCAAAAACCUCACCUUGAGUAUAUCACACUUGGAGAUGAAGGUUCCUGUUGGUAGCAUCUUCAAUCAGCUGGUAUAUUUGAAACUGUUUCCAUCUGAACUAGAGGACUGGAAUUUACUAAUGCUCAUACUCGAUAACUCUCCUAUUCUACAAGUGCUCAAGAUCCAGAGUGUAAGCCUUCAUAAAAUUACCCCAGCUCAGGCCAUGGAAGAGCUUACGUGGACGGUCUUGGUGUUCUUGACGGCAACAAACCUCCAUGUGAAUGCAACAGUUGCUACACAGGCAAAUAUUGCUCUGUUCUUGUCUCAGAUUGUACAGUCGCUGCUAACUCGUAUGCAACAAGUUUUGACUUGA